CGUUUUCAGCCCCUGCCUCAUUGCUGUCUCGUUGGAUCCUCAUUUUCAUCAAAGCGAAAAUAGAGGUUUCAUUUUGACAUGUCGGAGGGAAUUAUGAUAAAACAAAGGUAGCCAUGGCUGACGGAGAGGAUGAGGUGAGCUCCUCCACAGACCCAGUGUCGUGUGGAAUAGUCCUCCGACACCCAGAUGAUCUUGGAGUCUCGGCCAGCAAAUAUAAAGCUGUCAGUCCAGAUGAAGGAUUAGGUGAUCUAAGCAUCAGCUCAGUGUCUCCAAGCUUAGCCAAUCCAACUCUACAGGGUUUAUUAUCCUCACCAGUGUCUCUGCCAGGAAGUCAGCUCAUUGGAGGAACAGAAGGCAUACAGAUCAUUGCUGUAUCUGCGUCUAAUGACCUUUUGGGCCAGGCUGACAGUUCGGGACGUGUGUGGCAUAUGGUUCCCCCGGAAAUGGCCACCAUCAUAGCUGUGGCUGGAGACGGCACACAUGAGCUUGAACAUAAACAUGAAAUGGCUGUGGCAGGAGUGGAGAUGGAGGAUGCCAUUGGGGGAGGUUCUAAUGAGGUAUCCAGUGGAAUGUCACAUGACUCGAUAAUGAUGCCCCCUCCUCCACAGCCCCUCCCUGCAGACUGUCCUGCCUGGGCACACAGGAUUAAGUGUUGUGAGAAAAUCGGUGACUCAUAUCGUGGCUAUGUUGAUAGUGAGGUUGACCUGGACCUCCUGUUGACCUAUCACAAACAACAGACUCAGAGUUUCUGGGGGACACGUCAGUCCCCUUCCCCAGCCAAACCCUCAACACGUCUGAUGUGGAAGUCCCAGUACGUUCCAUUCGAUGGGAUUCCGUUUGUUAAUUCUGGUAGUCGGGCCAUCGUGAUGGAGUGUCAGUAUGGUCCAAGGAGAAAAGGCAAUACCUUGAAGAAACAGAUGAUUGAUCAAUAUGGCCCCAAUAAACAGUGUGAGCAGUUUGUACCAGGAGAUUACAGACAGACGUGUCCUGCCAGAAUUUACAUAAAGAAGGUGAAGAAGUUUCCUCAGUAUGCUGUGGACCUUAGUAUCGAUAAAAAGACACUAAAGUUAGCAAUGGAUAAAGCUUUCCAUGAACUGAAACAGCGAGGAUUUGAUGAUAUUGGCCAUGAAAGGUACUACAUACAGCUGCCCACUGAUAAGGCCCAUGAGUUCCACAACGAUGCUAACUGCUCCACCACCCAGGUCCAAAGUCCAGCUGCCACUGUCAGCAUGACCACCAGUAUGGCCUUUGAUGGUCUGGAGAUGGACAGUGCUAUACAGAGGCUGGACCCCCGUGUGGCACAAAAGAUAAGGGAGAUAGUAUCUGGUGGGGAGACCAGAGUUUACUCAGUAAGGAAAAUUCUACGGUCAUUUGUGGUUCGUCAGUUGUACAAUGGCGGGGAAAUACCUGAGCGGCAUGACCUUACACUGUUUCCAACAGUAAACGACCUCAAAAAUCACAUUCAUCAAGCAUUAAAGGAUAUCGAGUGUGGGUCUUUGGCCCUCACUGCCCCAACAGUAAAUGUAGAAAUUAUUACGAGUAAUGAUGGUGCCCAAAGUGCUGAAAUGGGACAGAUGGACCAAUCACUAUGGCAACAGACAUCUCAGGAGACGGGAGACGGUUCUGAGCCAGUUCCUGAAACAGUCACUGUUACAUUAACACAAAACCCAGGAGAAGAUGGUCAUGUGAUAUCAAGGAUUGAGACACAUCUGAGUGAUGGUAGUAUGCGAGUGAGCACAACCUUAACUCCAGAAACAGCCCAACUUCUGUCUAGACUCCACCCAAACAUGUUCCCAGCUAAUCUCCUCAUGCAGCAACAAGUGGACCAGGCAGUGACAUCAAUAUCAGACCCAUCAGUGCCACCGUCUAACAACAUAAAAGUGGAAGGUUCGGUACCUUUGUGUGGGGUGGAGCACAUAGACUCGAGUGUAGUAGGUGCUGUUGGGGACAGUAUAAUGAACGGGGGUGUGACCUCGAGUGACCCCCAGGACAUUGGGGGUAUACACAUAGUACAGAGGGGCCUGGGUGUGACUACCUCACAUGGGGGCGUAUGUGCUGUGGUAGCUAGCUCAGACCUGGAUCAAAUGUCAGCCCAACUUGAAGGGCCAGGGUCUGGAAUGUCAUUGGAGGAUGAGGAUGAAUCUAGUCUAGGUCAAGCCACACAACACCAUCAGUUUGUCACAGUCACUAUGAAUGAAUCAGGGGAAAUAAUUCCAGUUUUGGAUGUGGAUGGAUCAAGCAUUACAAGUUUACACCAGGCGACUUCAUUAGACUGAUUCAUGUGUUUAAGUGCAGGACAAUAAUGGCUUCCAUCUCUUUAAUUUACCAGCAAUAUGUAUACCUAUAUAUCAACAGUAGUGCUUAAUACAUUACACACCAAGCUGUUCACUGAUGAGAAAAGAGGAAUCGGUUUUAAAUUGUAGCAAAUCAAGAUUUAGAAUUCAACAAACUUUUUAAUACAUGGUUUUGAUACGUUGAGAUGUUUUUAGGAUGAUGAUUAGUUUUCUGUUUUGAAUUCCUGUCCUAUAUCAUCUUGUCAGUGUGACAGUAACAGGGAUUGUGCAAUGUAUGUUCUGUCAAAAGUCAGAGGUAGGUUAGAUUAAAAAACAGCAUGACCUUAAAAAAGAUCCUGGUUGUUCUAACCCAGGAGAGAUCUUUCUGGUUGAGGUCAUCUAAAACAUUCUGUGGAAGUUUUUUAUCUGACACUUUAAAAAAGAAAAAAUCAUUUGAUUAGAAUGUGAAUAUCAGUUUAUUUCUAAAAUGGUGAUGUUUAUUUUCAUGCAAGUUUAGGGUGUUGGAAAGGCUCAUUAAUGUUAUCAGAAGUUUUGUAUUUUAAAAUUUGUGUGUGUAAUUUGAAAACAACACAUGUACAGUUUUCAAAGUUCAGAAAGAAAGAAAGAAAUGAAAAUACAUAUUCUCUGUCCUAUGGUUUAUAAUGAAAUACAUAUUCAGCUAAUGCUUUACUAUUACCAUGAAACAAAAUUGAACAAAAUAUGGCUAGGCCCUGAUGACCUGUAUUUAUAAUUAACUGUUAUUAUACAAAAUUGAUGAAUAUAAUAAUGUUAAGAAAGCAAAGGUUAUGGAAUUGGCCUGGAUAUCAUUCACAGAUGUUUAUAUAGAUGUUUUAUUUCUUUUUUUUUCUGGAAGAUUAACAUGACAAUAUUACGUAAGUUUACUAGGGCAGCUAUUUACAUAUAUAUUUCUUCCAUUGAUGUUCAUAUAUUUCAGUAGCAUUGAUUAUUUUUAAUAGGAUUUCAUUGAAAUGGUUUAGGAAUUUUUACUGCUUCUUAGAAGAAACAGCAGUAAUGCUUUUUAUGUGGUUGAUUAAUGAAGCUGAAGGCAAAGGUCACAAAGGUCAUGGAAGGAUGCAUACCGUUGUAUGAUGUUGCUGUCAGGGUAUUGUCAAAAAAUUGACAGUCAAGAACAGUAAAAAAAAAUUGAUCUCAAAAAUGGUAUUUUUGUGAAAACAUGUAAUAUCAUAUCCAAUGUUUCCCAUCUGCUAAAUUUAAGUUCAGUUAAGAAAGCAGGAGAGAAUGGUUAAUUUGUGCUUUACAUCCUAAAACUAAAAAUCCUGAAACUAACCUUCUUAAAAUUCAAAUAAACAGAAAAGUUCUAACUGUGUUCAAUCUGAGAGGAUAGUAAUAUAUUAGUGGUCAGUUUGAUUCUCAUCUGUAUCAACAAAAACUAGUACUCAUUGAAAUGGGGCUUGCCAUAUCAGUGAUAUCUGUGCCACAGAAUUCUGAGUCCUGGACUUUAGCGCUGGAACCUUUUUUGAAAUAUCAUUUAGAUUUCUGAAUCCUUUGCUGAAAUCCUUGAAAUGAAAUUCAGUUCAAAGUUUCUAUAAUUGAUAAGUAAUGAUAAGCAAGUGACUGUAUGCAUCUCCUGAUAAUUUUGAGGUUAUGCCUAUAUAACACUACAAGUGACAAAACCUAAUGAAGGAAUUGUGUCUCAAUUUUUUUUAUAAAUACAUGUAGGUCAUUGUCUAUUUUGUCAGUAAUCUAGCUUUAUCAGUAAAGUUUUUAUCAGUUUAUGUACAUAGUCAUGGAACAGAUGCAAACAGACUAAACAAUUCUGGACUAAAAUGUAUCAAUUAUUGUCGUAUUGGGGACCAGGGACUAUAUGGGGAGGGAUCCCUGGUCUGUGCUGUAAUCAAAGAUAAGUUUCCUGAAAAAUAUUUGCUCAGAUUUUUAUGUGAACAUAUUGUCAUUGAAUAUUGUAUGAUACAAAUACCUUUGUUCAGAACACAGCUGUUUAUGAUAGAUUUUAUAUGUAACAUGCUUCGUUAAAGAAUACAACACCUGCUGCAUCCAGGCGACUUUUAAGGGGCGUCUAGUUACAUAAAGCUACACAUUUCUGUAUUGGACAACAAAAGUAGGAUUUAUAAACAAAAUUUGAACAAUACAUGUCUAUUUUGGACAACAAUACUUUUGUGAACAAUACAUGUGUAUAUUGGGAGGUACUGUCAAGCAGUAGCAUUAUGAGUUUAAUAACAGAUUUCAUUUAUCUGAUUCAGUGCAAAGUGUGCACCAGUGUUAGGGGUGUGCUAGUGUAAUCUGUGAAGCAGUGUAGGGAGGUACUAAUGUAAGGUCAAACAAAAAAUAUUUGGUGUUUCCGGGAACUCGAUACCUACCCUUAUUUUAUUGUGCCUACCCUUAACUUUUUAAGGCAAUUUUCAAAGAAGCACUGUUUAAGUCUAGAUCACUCCUAUAUAAACCUCAUAGAAUUAUCUUCAAAAAUAAAACUUGUUACCUACCUACCCACCUACCCUAAAUUUUUCAAAAAAUGUUACAAGAAACACAUAGUUUUUUGUCUGGCCUAAUAUGUGAAGCAGUGUAAGGUGUGAAACAGUGUAAGGCCUAAAUAGUAUAAGGUGUGAACAAGUGUAAUGUGUUGAAUAGUAAGGUGUGAACAAGUGUAGAAGAUGAACUAUUGUAAGGUGUGGACUAUUGUAAUGUGUCAAGCAGUGCAACAUGUGAAGCAGGUAAAGGUGUGAACCAGUGUUAGGUAUGUAUAAGUUCCAACCAAAGUAAUGUGUGAACAUGUGUAAUUUGUGAACCAGUGUAGUAAGCGAACCAGUGCACGGUGUGAGGCAAUCUAAGGGUUGAACAAGUGCAAGGUCUGUAAUAGUGUAAGGUGUAUAAGGUGUACCUACCAAUGUAACGUGUGAAUGUGUGUAAUAUAUUGCCCCGAGUAACAUGUGUCCCAGAGAUGAACUCUUGUAUAAGGUUUAAACCCCUGUAUGAACCAAUGUUAUGUGUUAAUCAGCGUCAGUCAAUGUGUUCAUUAUAUUAAGUUAAACAGGGUAUUUAUUAAGUGCUUUGGGUUUCUGGUUGGUUCCCAUGUUUAAUUAACUCGUUUUAAUUUGAUCCAGCAGAUUAAAUGGUAUGCACAUAUAUGGGCUUCUUUUUAUUUCCUAUUUCAAAUUUUUCAUAAGAUUUAAAACAUUUUGAAAUUAGUUAUUUUAUUGAUGGGAAAAAGUUAUCCCUAGCUUUUUGCUUAGUAAUGUUUUAUUUUAAAAGUGUACAAACAUGUUUUGUUUAAUGUGUGUUGUGUUCUAAUUAUUAAUGGGUUCAUUUAAUCUGGAUCUCACCGGGAUACCCAGAUGUAUGUUGUUAUUACUGUAUGGGGAUUUAUUUUGAUCUGAUUUUGUGUGACCCGUCUUCUACUUUAACUGUGAUCUGUAUAUAAUGUAGUGUACAAAGUCAAAACAAUUAUUUAAUUUUGUUGUUAAAUGUUCUAUGUUUAUAUUUAUAAUGGAUUUUUUGCCAAAACAACUCUUAUUAAAAGUAUCAAGAUGA
Molecule: messenger RNA, 5798 nt
Organism: Mizuhopecten yessoensis (Yesso scallop)
Lineage: Eukaryota; Metazoa; Mollusca; Bivalvia; Pectinida; Pectinidae
Product: calcium-responsive transcription factor-like
Exons: 12
Coding region: 114-2276 (720 amino acids)
Biological process (GO): regulation of transcription by RNA polymerase II
Cellular component (GO): nucleus
Molecular function (GO): RNA polymerase II cis-regulatory region sequence-specific DNA binding; DNA-binding transcription factor activity, RNA polymerase II-specific
Source: RefSeq, a predicted model, not a curated record